Diutina rugosa is the source of this 1056-nucleotide messenger RNA. RefSeq lists its product as uncharacterized. NCBI's taxonomy places the organism in Eukaryota, Fungi, Ascomycota, Pichiomycetes, Serinales, Debaryomycetaceae. The record is from RefSeq and is a predicted model, not a curated record. The coding region runs from base 1 to 1056 and encodes 351 amino acids. The transcript has a single exon.
AUGAAGCGGGAGUAUCUGGACCCCCACCACCCUCCGCCGUUCCCUUCCUACCCCAGCGAGGACUACGGCUGCUUCGACAUCGAGCAGCCGCCACCGCCCGUGCUCCGACACUCGCUGGGCUCGGGCCCGAUGCCGCCGCCAUUGGAGCCAGAGCAACACUUCUCCCAGUCGGGCUACAACUACCAAAACGAUCCCACAAGCUCUACAUCCGCCGCCACCUUCACCGCUCCCGCGACGGUGCCACCGCCGCCACCAAUGCUGUUCCCCAGCCUCGCCCUAAACCAGGCGGCCCCGCCACUUGCUACCACAACCGCCUCUAAUAUUUCGUCAUCGCUAGCUACUGCUCUGUCUACUGCACUACCAGCUGCUAAUUUAGCUUUGCUUCAAGCACCGUUGUCGACAGGGUCGCUGUCUUCUGGGUCGCUGUCUGUGACCCCCUCCACCAAGGCCUCCACCACUGCCACCCUGCAGCCGCCAUACGCCACUCCCAUACGCUCAACGUAUGGCCAAGUGUACCCGCCGCUACCACAAGUGCCGUAUCUCCCCCAGUUAAUUUCUCAACCGGCCCCUUCUCAGCCUCAGUCGGUGCCUCCGCCUCAACCUCAACAGGUGGUGGUGGCGCCCAACGAGCCCUAUCCCGAUCUCACCACAUUUGUCAACAUGAAUCCCAGCGUAAACGCCCCGCUGGUUGACGUGGUGUUUAAUGACCAACAAACGUGUCCCCAAUGUGGUAAACUGAAUUUCUCGAACUUACGCCGCCAUUUAAAAAUCCACCGCAGCACCGCGAAAUUCCAAUGCCAGUUCCCGCGCCUGGUGUGCAACUUCAAAAUCAAUAGCUACAACCGCAGCUUUGAUUUUAAGCGGCACUUGGUCAACAAGCACUUCAAAUUUGAUGACAAAAAGCUUUCGAAAGCGGUGUCGUCGUUACUGCAGAAGGCGGAGUACCUCGGACACUGUCCAUGUGGCUGGCACGGUCUGUGCCAAGAAUGGCUUGACACCCAUAUUUUAGUGGACGACGACAAUCCCCAGCGCUGUCCCUAUUACCACCGGUAUUGA